Molecule: messenger RNA, 2347 nt
Organism: Notothenia coriiceps (black rockcod)
Lineage: Eukaryota; Metazoa; Chordata; Actinopteri; Perciformes; Nototheniidae
Gene: npy7r
Product: neuropeptide Y receptor Y7
Exons: 2
Coding region: 60-1226 (388 amino acids)
Biological process (GO): G protein-coupled receptor signaling pathway
Cellular component (GO): membrane
Molecular function (GO): neuropeptide Y receptor activity
Source: RefSeq, a predicted model, not a curated record
CGAUUUGCAGCUGUCUAGUCGGUGGAAAAAGCUUCGAGAGCUCACUUGGAGAUAUUUGAAUGCGCACUAUUCAGUGUCUGCACAGCCUAAAUCUAUCAUCUGACGACAGAAUGAGCCCUCCAGACACAUCCAACAGCACGAGCGAAGGGGAGGCUGGUGAAACAGAUCCCUGGUUUCUUCUCAACAACAGCAUGGGUUUACACACACCAGGUUUCCACACAGACAUCACCAAGCACAUUGGAGUCCAGAUCACCCUGAUCGCAGCAUAUUCCCUAAUCAUUCUGCUAGGGCUUAUGGGAAAUGCUCUUGUCAUCUACAUGAUCAUUCGCUACAGAAACAUGCGAACAGUGACCAACUUCUUCAUAGCAAACCUGGCCCUAGCAGACCUCCUGGUGGACACCCUCUGCCUGCCCUUCACUCUGGUUUACACUCUGCUGGAUGAGUGGAAGUUUGGGGCUGUGUUGUGCCACAUGGUGCCGUUUGCCCAGGCCCUGAGUGUGCAUGUAUCCAUCCUGACCCUCACUGUCAUCGCUCUGGAGCGAUACCGCUGCAUCGUCUUCCACCUUGGCCGGCGCCUUACAUGGCAUUCCAGCUUUCUCAUCAUGACACUCACCUGGACUAUGUCAGCAAUCCUGGCAGCGCCCCUGGCCAUCUUCAGAGAGUACCGCCAUGAAGAGAUCCCUUCCAUCAACCUGCGUAUCUCCGUCUGCUCUGAGAAGUGGCCCCACGGGACCAGCAGGGACGGGGUCAUCUACAGCCUCUCAAUGCUGCUCCUGCAGUACAUCCUUCCCUUAGCCAUCAUCAGCUAUGCUUACAUCUGCAUCUGGGUCAAACUGAAGAAUCAUAUCAGCCCGUCCACCCGUAGUGACAGCAUCAACCGCCGCAAAAAGACCACCAAGAUGUUGGCGCUGGUGGUGGUGGUGUUUGCUAUUUGCUGGCUGCCAUUCCACGUGUUUCAGCUGGCCAGUGAUCUAGACCUGGUGCUCAGGUUUAAGGAGUACAAACUCAUAUACACAGUGUUCCAUAUCAUUGCUAUGGGUUCAACUUUUGCCAAUCCUGUCCUGUACGGGUGGAUGAAUAAAAACUACAGGAAUGGCUUCCUAAUGGUGUUUCGUUGUGAGGAUAAGCCAGAUGCUUUCAACCCCGAAGGCUCCUUCAGGACACGCUCCUUAAGAAGGCUGACUCUGAAUGGCCGUAAUGGUGGACAUCCUCCAACUGCUGUUUGAGAUUAGCACAAUUUAAAAUGCCUGUAGGAUGUGACUGAACACAUUUAACGCACCUCCGGUUUGUGGUGCUUGUGGUUGAAAAGCAGCCUUUUGACUUGAAUUGAUUAUGAGUAUAUCUGGGACUAGAGAGGGCUUGGAGCUUUGCAUGCAAAUUGCUUUAUGUAAGGCCUUUCUUUCCUUUGUGAAUGGUACUAGUUAAAACACAUCUGUCUAACCUGUUCAAAUACGUGAUUCGGAUGUUUACUAGGCUGUUAGAAAACUACGUACAAUAUAAUAUGUGUCUCCUGUAACUGCAGAGCUGUUGUUGAUAAGUUAUGUCCAAUUAAUAAUGCAUUCCAUUGCAAACAUUGCCUGAAGCUAUUAUUGUGUCCAUACCUACUGAAGGGAAAAAGGUUAAUAUUGUGAACAAGUUUGUUUUUCUCACUCGUUCUUCUAUUUGUUGAGUUUCACAUAUGCUGCAUUAUGGAUUCACUCAAAAGUCCUUGUAGAGUAACAUUCAAUUUCCGCCCAUGUCCAUCCAGAGGAAGUGUUGAUCUGUCCAACCAGGAAGUUAAUUGUGUUCACCUGGCAACCAGCUGUUCUCGAUUAGACGAACCAGCUGUCUCCAAAGGAAUAAGAUCGAAAACCACUGAACUGCGUGAAGUGGGACUUUUUGGUAUUUUCGUCACAUGUGUGCAGCUGCUUUGAGGAUAUGUAGAAAAAGGGAUUUGGAUGAAGAAAAAUCAUGCAAUUAUACAUUCUACAUGCUGCUCAAGUGACCUUUGUGGUGGUCUGUUAAUAAUAAACACAAGAACAUUAAUCAACCACACUGCCUCUGAUAUGAACACCCGCUGUAUACAUGACUCAUCAGGAGAAGAAAUGAUAUGUGUUUAAAUUAAGAAAAGUUUGGAUGAGAGGAUUAAGUUAAGAAAGUCGAAUAUAAAACUCAAAAUAGUGGCAUAUUCUGAAAUGUUUUCAACACAGCUACCAUACAUGGAUUACUCUCGGGGUCUGUGCCGUGGGGUAUACACCCUCCAUACGGUAAUAUAGGAGGGAUCAACUUUCCAUGAACGACAGCUAAGAAAAUCCAUAUAUAGGUGGGAAGACAGUCCACACAGAGGGGGAAAAAAUAAGCAUUUGCA